Scylla paramamosain (green mud crab) is the source of this 4698-nucleotide messenger RNA. RefSeq names its product putative Dol-P-Glc:Glc(2)Man(9)GlcNAc(2)-PP-Dol alpha-1,2-glucosyltransferase (gene Alg10). Gene Ontology annotation, molecular function: dolichyl pyrophosphate Glc2Man9GlcNAc2 alpha-1,2-glucosyltransferase activity. The record is from RefSeq and is a predicted model, not a curated record. The transcript is spliced from 5 exons. Gene Ontology annotation, biological process: protein N-linked glycosylation; dolichol-linked oligosaccharide biosynthetic process. NCBI's taxonomy places the organism in Eukaryota, Metazoa, Arthropoda, Malacostraca, Decapoda, Portunidae. Gene Ontology annotation, cellular component: endoplasmic reticulum. The coding region runs from base 129 to 1508 and encodes 459 amino acids.
GAUGCUGUUCGUUUCUCUCUUUUUUUAUUUUUUUUUCCCCUUCUACAGGAGUUGCCGAUCCAAAGGCCUGGCUCAGGAGUGAUCCUGUGCCACCUGUACCAUCAAGAUCAAGAUCAAGAUCAGGAACUAUGGGGACGCCGCAGCCUUCUUUCAUCUUCCCCUUGGUGGUGGGCUCCUUCACGGCCGUGUCCUACGUGUUCCUGGUGGCAGUGUACACGGUGCAGCCCACGCCCUUCAUUGAUGAGGCCUUCCACGUGCCCCAGGCUCAGAAAUACUGCGCAGGGAAGUUCAAAGAAUGGGACGCCAAGAUCACCACGCUGCCCGGCCUCUACCUCUUCUCUAUUGGCCUCAACGGACCCGUGUCGUGGGUGCUCGGCCGCCAGCUGUGUGACGUGUUCUCCCUGCGUGUCACCAACUUGGUCGCUGCCGCCUUCAUGCUCUCCUCCCUUCACAAGCUGCUUACCUUCCUUCACGGCACUAAGGUGGAUGGGUGGAAGCUGAUCCUGGCGGGGGUGAACCUGUCGCUGCUGCCGGUGAUGUACUGGUUCACCUUCCUCUACUACACUGACACCCUGGCGACACUGGUGGUGCUGGUCAUGAUGUUGCUGCACUUCCACCGUGCCCCAACUGCUGCUGCUGCCAUGGGGGUGGUGGCGGUGAUGAUGCGGCAGACGAACAUCAUCUGGGUGGGGUUCCUGUGUGUCCUCCAAGCCGCGGAUGUGCUGGGGGCGCGCAUGCUGAAGGCUCCCAUCAACACUGUCAAUGAUGCUAAGACGCUGGUGAAGAGGCUCCGCAAGACAGCCACCAAGCCUUACCGCCUGGCCGAGGUGCUGGCAGACGUGGUGGUGGAGUGUUUCGGCUACGGCAUGGUGCUGGUAAGCUUUCUGGUCUUUGUGGGUUACAACGGAGGCAUUGUUGUGGGGGACCGGUCAGCUCAUCAGGCGACGCUACACCUCCCUCAGCUUGGGUACUUUGCACUGUUCUUCAUCAUCUUCUCUCUGCCUCACGUCCCUCACCACAUUAAGCCGUUCCUGAGGGUGUGUCAGCGCCGCCCUGGCCUCUGUGCCGCCAUGCUGGUGGCCGGCGUCAUGGCGGUGCACUCCAACACUCUGGUGCAUCCGUACCUCUUGGCCGACAACCGACACCUCACCUUUUACCUGUGGAACCGGUUUUACGGAAAGUACGCGGCAGCUCGGUACAUCAUGGUGCCGGUGUACAUGUUUGGUGGGUUCAUGGUUCACUCGUUCAUCCAAAGCCGCAGUCUAGUUUUCCGUCUGCUGUACCUGUUCUGCGUGGCGGCGACCUUAGUGCCCCAGCGACUCCUGGAGCCACGGUACUUCAUCAUUCCCUUCCUGGUGGCACGGUUACAAACGGCAUCGCGCAGCUGGUGGCAGUUGUGGGCUGAGACACUGUACUUCCUUCUCAUUAACUGUCUGACUCUCUAUCUGUUUGUCAGUAAGACUUUCCUGUGGGAGGACAGCACAGAGUUACAGAGGAUAAUAUGGUGAUGUGCUCAGCUGUGGCUCCUCUUAGCUGUGGUGCGCAAGCUAUUGGUUUUCUAUUUUUCUGCUAUUUGUGGUUGUCAUGUGUCGGGCUAGGUUAGGUUAAGGGUUUUUUGAGUGUGUGUGUGUUGUUGUAUCUGUGUUUUGAUGGGGUGUGUGUCUCCGUGCGCGUGUUUAUGUGGGGGAGUGGCGGAGUUUUGUGUGUUUGUGUGGAUGUUUUUGUAUCUUUGUGUGUUUUAAGUGUUUUUGUAUGUGUUUUGAUCUGGUGUGCAAGUUUUAUGUGUCUGUGUGUGUGUGUGUUUGUGUGUGUUUUUAAGCUUUGUAUAUAUAUAUAUCUGUGUGGAAGUUUUGUGUGUGUGUGUGUGUGUGUGUGUGUGUGUGUGUGUGUGUGUGUGUGUGUGUGUGUGUGUGUGUGUGUGUGUGUGUGUUUAUAAGUGAUUUGUAUCGGUGUGUUGCAGAUUUUUCUGGGGCGCACAUGUCAGUAUCCCAUUAUGUGUUGCAUGGCAUCCUGUUUUGCCUCCAUAAGUGUUCCAUUACCCUUAUGGUCCUCCUUGUUUUCUGUUUUAUCUGCGUAUGCACAACAUGGCAAAGCUACCCGUGUUUUUCUUAAUAAUCCAGUGUUUCAAGCCCAUGGUCAGAAACACUGCUCUCUCAAUCAACAGAACUAUUUUCCAAGGCCACAGAGAUGAAUAGCUAGGUUCUCAAGAGUGUUUCUCCUGUCAGUAAUGCAUAAACCUUACUGAUCUGUCACUAGAACCAUAGAAGCACCCUUGAAAACCCGUGCACUUUCACCUAGAGCCUUUUGAGUCGUGGAGUGUUCUUUUAGUCUGCACAAACCUUUUAUAACUGUGGGUGAAGGAUUAACUCAACACAUCCGAACUCCCUUACAGAGCGACCUAGGACCAUGAAAAACAAGGAAAGUAACUUAGUAUUUUAAUGAACAAAUCGACACUGUGUUUUGGUGAUAAUCCAGUGUUUUGCUUUGCACCGAUAACCCUCUCCAAGAAUUCACUCACUGCAUCCUGACUCCUAAACAAAGCUACCUGGGACCAUGAAAAACAAAGAGUAACUUAGUGUUCUACUGAGCAAUACAAUCUGGUGUUUAGUACAAUGAGAGGUCUCCAUUAUAUAUUUGGUGCUUGAGUUGCGUUUGUUUUCUUUCUUGCUGUUGGUUACACUCGAAUUGUUUGAAAGUUGUGCUCGUUCAGGGAUUUUCAUGUUUGUUUGUGUGUGUGUGUGUGUGUGUGUGUGUGUUGUAUAUUCUCCCUGAAAAGUAUUGUUUACGUUUAUUCUCAUUUUGUUUAUUAAGAUAGUGUUUUUAUUAUUAUUAUUAUUCAUGUUGAUAUAAUUGUUAAGUUUAGUCUAUCCUGAUGGCUGUUUAGUUAUUUAUUUAUUUAUCUAUUCAUUCUUGACUCUCUCUUAUAGCAGUGAGUACUUUGUUAAAUGCUCAGUUUGUUUGACUUGAAGCAUUUGUUAUAUCUGAAACUUGCCAUAUUGGGGUUUACGCUUCACAAUAUAUUUCCAAGCACUUUCCCUUAUUGUGUGUUCUUGUGCACUACUACUACUACUACUACUACUACUACUACUACUACUACUACUACUCAACUAGAUUCAAAUUCAGCCCCUCCUCUUCACCCCACAAUGAGAUCAAAGUACAAAGCUUACAUACACUACUUACAAUUAGAACAUAUAGACAAGAAACUGUAGGUUGGCGCCAAUUACUUACCAAUACUGUGCCGUGAAGCUUAGAAGUCCUGUGUAGCCUGUCCCUGUGAUCUCUGUUUUGUUUUGAAGGGAGGAUACAUGUGACUGAGGAAGGCACAGAGGACUCAGUGUGUUAGAGAAGUGUGAGUGGGCAGGUCAUGCUGGGGAAGAGUAAAAGGAGAUUGGAUAUAGAGAGAUGAGUUGAAGGAGGCUGGGAAACUAUGUGAUAAUGAGCAGCAGAAAGAAAGGAAGAUUUUGUUGAGUUAAUAGAGUUUUUUUUUUAAGAUUAGAUAAUGAGUUGUGGAAACAGACAGGUGUGUUUUGUACAGGAACUGCCACAUGUAGGCCUGAUGGCUUCCUGCACCAAUGCCUUGUUUUCUUAUGUUAUUCUGUCCACUUCUCUCAGUCGUUCAGCUUCAUAAAGACAGACAAUCAUGAAGAAAACUAAACUAACAGAGGAUAUGAAAGAGGGAAGGACACAGGACUUCUGACCUUGACUGUACAGAGAAGCAAUACAAGGCCACACUUCUCCCACUAGCCACCCCUUGAACUUAAAUGUGGUAUGGACUUUUUAAACCUUUUGUAGUUAACUUAGUGGUGUGUUUAUGUGCUUGCAGGUUUGUGAGAGGAAGUGAGGGAUGAAACAGGUUUUUUUAUUCUCUCUCUCUCUCUCUCUCUCUCUCUCUCUCUCUCUCUCUCUCUCUCUCUCUCUCUCUCUCUCUCUCUCUCUCUCUCUCUCUCUCUCUCUCUCUCUCUCUCUCUCUCUCUCUCUCUCUCUCUCUCUCUCUCUCUCUCUCUCUCUCUCUCUCUCUUGGUUUCUUUCCUACUGUGAACAAAAGUAAUGGGAGAUGUUGAGAGGGGAAAAAUACUUCAUUUCAUCUUGUACUUUCCUAUCUAUGUAUUUCCACUUGUUUUUAUUGUUGCGAUGUUUAACUUUAACUGUAUGUGUGGAUGACAGAGUGAGAGAGAGAGAGAGGGGGGGCGGGGUUAGUAAAUAAGGCCAGUGUUUGUAUGUAUAUAUAUAAGUGGUGUGUUAUUAUUAUUAUUAUGUAUUAUUGUCUCUAAAUGAUGUUUUUUUAUAUUAAUGGAUUGCACCUUUAAAGACAUUUGUGUGUGUGUGUGUGUGUGUGUGUGUGUGUGUUUGGUCUUGACACAGAUCUAAACGAGAGAUGGAAUUUGUGUAGAUUGUUUUGUUGUUAUUGUUGUUGUUGUUAUUAUUAUUAUUAUUAUUAUUAUUAUUAUUAUUAUUAUUAUCAUUUGAUUUAUUUUAGUUACUUGUUUAUUUACAUGUUAUUUCUUCUUCUUAAUAUUAUUUUUUUGCAAUACAGGAAAUGGUUUUAGUGUAUUUCUUUUCUUUUUUCUUUUCUUCCUCUUUUUUUUUUUUUUUCCUUCACUUACCUUAUAACAACUGUCACCACCACCACCACCACCUCACCCCAGCACAACCCAGUCUGUGUCAGGCAAUGUGGCAUUUCAAUAAAUAUUUUUCAGA